AGCUUGAACUGCGGUUAGUUAGUUCCUUAUUUCUUGUUCUCAAAUGUUUGGUCACACUUAAAGUCCGAGCAUUUGAGGGGACGAGGAGAACCGGAUGAGACGAUGGAAACGUUAAAGGUUUUCCUGCUGGCCUCAGUUCUUGGUGUUGCUGUUGCUUCAUCACAGACAGACGAUGAAGAUUAUUGGGGUUUUUAUUAUCCCGAUUUUUAUGAAUUCAAUGGCACAAACACAUCUGGCAGUAACUACAACUAUGUGUCCUCUUCAGCCGCCAAACAUUCACCACAGAGAGGAGCUGUUGUCACUAAAUACAGCCUCUGCCUGCUUCCUGUAAUCUUAAAUUUGUGUCUGAAAGACUGAAAAUAAUGAUAAUAAAGAAGAAAAACAGACCAUUUAUUCUGACUUUUUCUGUUAACUAUAAUCCUGCUGAAAAGGUGUUAAAUAAGAUAAACAAAUAGUGUUAAAAUGAACCAAAUAAUGUAAUUUCUGCUCCAUUAUGCAACAAUGUAAUAAACUUUAAAUAAGCAAUGUGGUCUAAAACAUUCUGGGUCCUUUGACAUUUAUUGUGUAUUUGUUUUUCUUUGUGUAUUUUGGCGGAAAUGUAAAUUAUUUAAAAUCUGUUUUCUCUACGUCUUCACACUCUAAACAUGGUUUUUAAGCUAAAAACACAUUUUUGGUGCCAGUGUCUCCUCUUAAAACUGCAUGUUUUUUGAAAACACUAAUAUUGAACAAUUAUUUGUGACUAGUUUUUGAAUCUGUUCAAUAUUUCUCACAUUUUAUGCUAUUCGGUUUCUAUAAUUACUUUUCUCAUUCCCUUGUUUUGGAGUCACUUCAAAAUGUCACAUUUUAUUGGUGACUAAAUGAUUUUUUGUUAUUUUGUGAAACAUCGAUUUGCAUACGGGAUGUUUAAUUUCUGAACCAUUUCUUACAACUUGGUCAAAAAUAACUUUUGAAAUAAGGCUGUGAAAUAUCUGGAGACAUUUAAUCGUGAAAACUGCAAAGACGUCAGUGAUAUUAUUUUGUCAGCCCACAUUUUGUUGAUGCUUCUAUUUUUACGAUGUUUGUAGCCCAGGUUGCAAUGCCAACUGUGAUUCAUCAAACUGUGCAGCUCAACUUUGAACGACUUUUAGGACGUUUGGAAAGUUUGUGAGAAAGUGAAGACAUGAAGGAGAAGUUGAGGGUAGUUAAUAAUUAAAGCUUAAAACUUCCUUCCUUUUGCAUUUAAAACCUCUUGAUGGAAGUUUGAGAGGCAGAAAUGAAUAUUCAACAUGCACACCAGUCAGUCUGGGCGUUAUGACUGGAUGAACUUCAGGCCUGGUGCUGCAGAAACAUUCAGCAUCUCUACACAGCCGCUUAAGUCCUCUUCGUUUCGGCUGUUUUGCAGGUUUCUGAAAUAACUUCAGUUUGUUUCUGUUCAGCUGGAGAAAGUUAUGGCACCCUCAUGCAUUAAUCUUUUCUAAGUUUCUACUAAAUUAGCUCAUAGUUACCUGGUGACACUGUGAUGUAGAGCUGUGUAUCAUCUGCGUAACGACGGUACGCGGCAAAAACACAAAGCCUUACCAAGUAUUUUUCAUUUGAUUUCAGGUGAAACAUUUUUGUUACACUUGAAAUAAGGAAAACUAACUUACUAUUAACUUAUUGGUAAGAUAUAGGAACUUAUUCUGGUUCUGCUCUGCAUCCCAGGAACCAGAACCAAACAGCAUUCAACUUCUAUGCACCAAAACUCUGGAACAAACUUACAGAAAACCGCAAAACCAUCAAAACACUGAGUUUCUUUGAAUCUAGACUAAAAACCCAGCUGUUUAGAGCAGCUUUUGAGCCCUAAGAAAUGAAACCAACACUCUGAUGUGUAAUGACGACUUUUGGCUAAAGUAAUUCUUCAAUUGUUGAUGACUUUGUAUUUUUGUGUUUUUAUGAUGUAAAGAAGUUUUAACCUCCUUGUUGCUGAAAGACGCUAUACACACAAACUUGAUUGAUUGCUUUAAGCCAAUUAUUCCUUAAUAUAGAUGAAAACGUAUCAACUCCACUGGCAGAUUAUUGAAAAAAUGUCUUAUAAAAGUGAAUAAAAUAUGUCAGCAGAACCACUUUUUGCUUCAGUAAUUAUUGUCUGACAACAAACUCCUAAAUCUUGAUUAAAACUUACUCGUAAGUUAGUUUUGGUUUAUUUCAAGUGAUCUAGAAACUUGACUGAAAUACUUGGUAACUUGCUAAGUAUUUAUACUUACCUUGUUAUUUGUUGUAAUCUGAGCCACUGUGUAGAUAUUAAAUAGGAAGGGCCCGAAGGUGAAACCUUGUGGUACACCGGAUGUAAUUUUUGGCCGCUCCAUCCCUCUUCUUUAGGUAAGACACUGUUUUACAACACAUUCCAAGUUAUUUCUAAAUUUAAUUUCUUGCAAUUACACCUCUGUCAUAUGAAAAAUGUUUUUUUUUAUUGUUAAACCUUCCAGUGUUUCAGAUUUCUAUACCUUCACCUCUGCAUACAACACAGGAUGGAUCUGGACUUCCAGACUCUUCUGACCAGGUUUCAUGGUUUCACUCCUUUAUCGUCUGAUUUUAGUGAACCUGGACAUAUUGUGACCUCAGUGAAAGUUUCCUGCACUUAUCUGGGUGCUUUUUCCUCAUCCCAUUCAAUUUUCCUGUGACAUCAGCAAGACCUUUCAAUUCACAAACUUGACUUUUUCUCUAUUUCAGACGUGGAGAGAUGGCACGGAUGGUGAAAACCCAAAAUAAAUUGACAGUUUCUGUUUUACUCAGACCAACCGGGCCGCCUUCAAAAUGACUCAAAUCCCCAUUUCUCCCCUUUCUGAUGCUCAGUUUAACCUUCAGCAUGUGACCUUUACUACGUCUAGUUGUAUUUUGGCUGGUAUUUAAGGAGGUGAAAGUGGCUGGAGAGCUGAAGAAACCUGCACAGUUAAUGUUUAUCUGUGUGUUAAAGGUUGGAAGCAGCUUGAAAAGGGUUGACACCUGCGUUAGUGAGGCAGAAGCAGCGAGAAAGCAGAGCUACUGUUGCAUCCUGUGGGGGGACGUGGCGCUCGCUCGCUCGCUCUGCGGCUGAUGACUCAGUUCCUGAAAACUGAGCGAUACCAAGAGUGAUUUACAGAAAGACGCCCAACGAGUGUGGCACAUAGAAAAAGAUGAUUCAGAGUGAUGUUUGUUUUUUUUAAAGAAAUAUAGGUGGAAAAUAGAGGGGAUAAGGGGAAGGUUAAAAUGGAAAGAAAAAUACAAAGAGCAACAGAUUUCACGCACAUAAAGUUGUGUUUUUAUUAGAUUUUCUCUCUUUUCUGUAGAUAUUUACUAAAUUCUUGGUGAAAAAUAAUAAAAACGUCCAAAAAUAAUCCACAUUUCAUCCACGUUUCCUCGUCACGACAAAAAAACUUUCUGAAAUCAGGCCUCGGAGCCCGCCGGUCAAAUUUGAAUUCUUCAAACCGCAAAGUUUAACACACACAACAGAGAAACUCUGCGAGGCUAAACAGGGCGAGGGCGAGUAAAACGGGUGAGAAGAGAGGAUGGGGGAGGGCGGGAGAAACAGAGAGAGAAAGGAAGAGAGACGCUUUCAGAGCUGCAGGUCUAAAAGUCGAGGACUGAGGAACGGCGCAGAGGAAGGAGCUUAAAAGAAAAAGGAACAAAAUAACUCGAAUAAAAGGGAAACUGCUGCUGCUUCGCUGAUGAUCACAGCUUUUUGUUGUAAAAAGAAAAACCAAUCAAGUGUGGGAGACGGUUUGAAUCAAGAUGAUGAAGCUGUUGUCUCAGCUCUGCUUCCUGGCUCUAGCUACUUCUGCUGUUUCAAAAAGACUAAAUACGACGAUACCUCCUGUAGCUCCAGUUCCAGCAUCUUCCGCUCCCACACAACUAAAUGACACGAAAACGGCCAUGGAUGUUAAGGAAAAUGCCACGGAUUAUUUUAAUGCUUCGACAUCUGAGAUGGACUUUAAUGGAACUAUGGACAAGACGAACAACGCAUCAGCAUCAACUCCGUCACCCCCAGCGCCUCAGAGCCCAACCUCACCACCAGUAACCACGCCAGAAGAAGAAAGCAGUGAAGGGUCGACCUCUGCAGCGACUACAGCGUCCGCAGCAGUGGCUCCAGGCCGUUCAUCUUGGGCUUACAUCCUGCUGGUGUUGAUAAUCAUCGUGAUCAUCGCUCUGUGUGUCAUCCUCUACAUGCUCCGCAGGGCGUCCAGGACGUACUCGUUUGACCUCCAGCGCCCUCCGGCCUCCAGCGGUCCGUACGAACCAACUGGCACCUUUGGUCAGGUCUACCUGGAUGACCUCGACCAACCGGCUAACAAAGAUGUGAUCUCGGAUGAUCUGUCCCCCACACCGGUACCCAACGGCACCGGCCCACAACCGGAGGAGAACGCAGACGGGGAAGAGAACGCUCUUCAGGAUCCACCAGAAGCAAACAACCCGCAGAGAUCUUCGUCCUCCUCCUCCUCCUCCUCCAGCAGCAGCUCGUUAUCGGGAGGCGACCAGGCAGAGACGAAAUCCAACCAGAUGAGCAGCAACAACUUGUUCUUCGAUGCAGUCGAGGAGACGCAGCCGCAGCAACAGAACGGAAACAACAACAAUCCAUCCGUUUGCUCCACCGACCCAUUUGUGGAAAUAAACCUUGACGAUCCGGCCUGGUCCGAUCAGCUCCUAACUUCUCCGCCGACCUCCUCGGUCCUCCCCUUCUCUUCUUUCUCCUUCUCCUCUUCCUCCUCCUCCUCUUCAUAGCACCAAACAUUCCCACAGAAGCAGAGACUGAACGUCCUUCCCACCAGAAUCAGCAGAAGGUCUUUAAAAGUUUCUCUCUCUUUUCGUCAAAAUGCCUCCCUGCUUACUUGAAACGACAACAAGCUAAACACGAAGCUAACCCAAAGUCAGCUUGAACUGUGUUGAUGAUGAAAUGUUAUUUUUUCUCAAGUGGUUUUAUCCUUUUUUUUUUUUACAGACAAUUAAAAAAAAUCUAGAAAAACUGCAACUUGCAACAUCUGAUGCCGUCGAAUCAAACUCUGUUUUAGUUUAGCGUUUCUAACAGUCAUGAGUUUUUAUGGCUUUCCGUUUACACAUUAUCGUUUCUCAAACUAAAUAAAC
Xiphophorus hellerii (green swordtail) is the source of this 5073-nucleotide messenger RNA. RefSeq lists its product as uncharacterized. NCBI's taxonomy places the organism in Eukaryota, Metazoa, Chordata, Actinopteri, Cyprinodontiformes, Poeciliidae. The record is from RefSeq and is a predicted model, not a curated record. Bases 3727 to 4713 code for a protein of 328 amino acids. The transcript has 13 exons.